AUGACUUCAAGUCAUAAAGACUUUUGGUCUUUCGACCGCAGACAGCCUCUCGCAAGAUCCGCCUCGGAGCCUCGCUCCUCUCGUGCUGCUGCACUGCGUGCCUCCGUGCCUCCGCGAACGCCAGCGCCCGCGCGCACACCCUCGACGCCUUCCAGGCUCUCGGUGUCCGUGUACUUCGCGGCGCAACGCCUGAAGCGUAGCUCGCAGCGCGCAAGUCCCAGCUCUCCUCGAGCACCAACCCGCCAGAUCAUGGAUCCUAGGGAACUCUCUGGUGAAGAGGGCGAGGUGGACGAGUCCAUGGAGGGUUCUCCGAACCGAGGAGACGCGUCUCCACUCACGCGACGCUCCCCGAGCCGCGGCGACGCUUCACCCACACCGUCGACAAGUCGUGAAGAAGGCUCGCCGGCCCCAGUUGGCUCUCCGAGCCGUCGCGAUCAAGAGCCCCCGCGCACACGUUUCCAGUGCGCUCGUCGAGCCGACCGCCUGCAGAGCGCGCUGCGCCGUCGAGGGAGGAGCCGCGACCACCGCUGCGAACUCCGAACCCGUUCCCUGAACGCUCUUCCGGCCUCUACGAGCUGCGCGCGCUCACUGAGUCACGGUAUUCGCCACCUCGUGAUGGCUCCCACGUGCUCCCAGCGUCCUGAGCGGCGGCCUCUGCUGAACCCCAGCACUGCCGACUACGGCUUCCGGCCUCGCUACCCCGCGGAGGCUUGUCGCCAGGCGUUCCAGCAGUCUCUCGCGCUGCACACCAUUGGGCCCGCGGCCCGUACUCCGGAGGAGCUCUCACUGCGUACAUCUAUGCGAGAACGGCUCCUCACUCCACAAUCUACGACUGUCGCGGAGUAUCGCGAGAGGCUGCGGCUGCAAGCCCAGCAGAAGUCCGUGCCCGCCAUGCGGACGUACCCGGUGGUACUUAGCCCGGGGGAAGACUCAAUUGAGUACGAAGCUCAGUUCGAGUCUUGGGCCGAGCACAGCCGAAAGCUCAGCUCCAUGGACGCUCUCCGAGCCAGCUUCAGUGAAGUGGAUGUUCGUAUUGAACGCGAGCUCCGCUUCGAUUUCGCGAAGGUCCGAGCCAAGCGCAGCCUCUCGGCACUCACCCAGCCGCAGACCCAGUUUAGCGCUGCGCGCUUCGCUCCUUCGAGCACUCCAGCCGCUCCUUCCCGCGAGGGAGUGAGCGCUGUGGCUCAGGGUCAGCCUCGGAGCAAUGUGGCUGACCCAGCAGCUCCCCAGCUUAUUGCCGGGAAGCGCGGGACGGCCGGCGUGCCGCCUUGA
Phytophthora sojae is the source of this 1272-nucleotide messenger RNA. RefSeq lists its product as hypothetical. Lineage: Eukaryota; Oomycota; Peronosporomycetes; Peronosporales; Peronosporaceae. The transcript has 2 exons. The record is from RefSeq and is a predicted model, not a curated record. The coding region runs from base 1 to 1272 and encodes 423 amino acids.